This is a messenger RNA of Penicillium soppii, 615 nucleotides long. RefSeq names its product protein transporter TIM23. Gene Ontology annotation, cellular component: mitochondrial inner membrane; TIM23 mitochondrial import inner membrane translocase complex. Gene Ontology annotation, molecular function: transmembrane protein transporter activity. Bases 1 to 615 code for a protein of 204 amino acids. The transcript is spliced from 2 exons. The record is from RefSeq and is a predicted model, not a curated record. Lineage: Eukaryota; Fungi; Ascomycota; Eurotiomycetes; Eurotiales; Aspergillaceae. Gene Ontology annotation, biological process: protein import into mitochondrial matrix.
AUGUCUAUCUGGGACUCCCUCGGCGGUCGCAAGCAAAAGCAAGGAGAUGUCUUCGAUCCUACGGCCUCUCAAGACGCUACAUCUUUCCUCUCCGAGGUCGCCCUUUCUGAUCCCUCUCGCCUUCAUCCUCUCGCCGGUCUGAACCAGGACACCCUCGACUACCUCACUCUCGAAGACUCCGCCCUCGAUCAACUCCCCGGUUCCCGAUCAGUGUUGCCCUCGCGUGGAUGGUCAGACGACCUUUGUUAUGGUGCCGGCACCACUUAUCUCGUCGCACUCACACUCGGAGGCGCGUGGGGACUUGCAGAAGGAUUGAAUAAGACACCAACUACGGCCGCGCCCAAGAUCCGUCUCAAUGGUGUACUCAACUCGAUUACCCGUCGCGGUCCGUUCCUCGGAAACUCGGCUGGUGUCGUGGCUAUGGUUUACAAUGGUUUCAACUCUGGUAUCGGAUAUGUGCGAGGCAAGCAUGACGCAUCUAAUAGCAUCGCGGCCGGAGCAUUGAGUGGUAUGCUCUUCAAGAGCACACGUGGACUUAAGCCCAUGAUGAUCUCUGGCGGCAUUGUGGCUUCCAUUGCCGGUGGUUGGGCUGUUACACGAAAGGCCUUCUUCUAG